Aureobasidium musti is the source of this 2154-nucleotide messenger RNA. NCBI's taxonomy places the organism in Eukaryota, Fungi, Ascomycota, Dothideomycetes, Dothideales, Saccotheciaceae. The record is from the annotation of a GenBank genome assembly.
AUGUGGUCUCCGGGCGUCUCGUGGACUUUGCCACUUGUGCUGCUCAGCGCUCUGCCGGCCAGAGUGUUGGGUGGUGACAUCCUAUCCACUCAAGGAUACAGUCUGUGUUCGAACAACCCCACCAUCAAGGUCGAAGCCUUGGAUGUUCAAUUCGACCGAACGACAAACUUGGUUGUGUUUAAUCUUGCAGGAAGCAGCUCCCAGUCACAGAAUGUCACAGCCAAGAUAGUCGUCACAGCAUACGGAAGACAGGUAUACGAGAAACCCUUUAAUCCUUGCGAUGCUGGCACCUACGUCGAACAGCUUUGUCCUGUACCGGCUGGAAAUUUUGCCGCUCAAGGCAGUCAAACCGUCCCUUCCCAAUUCGCAAGUAUGAUUCCUGCGAUCGCUUUCAACGUACCAGACUUGGAUGGUGUCGCCAAGCUCGAGUUGUUUGCCGACAACGACCAAACUCAAGAUCUUGCCUGCGUUCAGUCCACCGUCAGCAAUGGAAAGUCGAUGAACGUUCCAGCAGUCACAUAUGUCGCCGCUGGCAUGGCCGGCGCUGCUCUGGGCAUAUCUGCUCUUGGUGCAGUGGUUGGUGGUUUCCAUGUUGGUGGAGCUUCACCGAGUCCUACAUUUGGAGAGACCUUUGGCUGGUUCCAAGGUAUCGCCACGAAUGGCAUGCUCAGUGUCACAUAUCCCAGCAUCUAUCGCAGCUUCUCCAAGAACUUUGGAUUCAGUACUGGUCUCAUUCCUUGGGGUAGCAUGCAAACAACCAUCGACAGCUUCCGCGAUAGAACUGGCGGAAAUCUGACAACCGACAGCUGGAACUACUUGCAAAAUGUCACUCUGGUCGACGACAGCACCAGUAGCGAUCUCGGAAACCUCACUAAACGCGGCAUUGACACCAUGUUCCUUUAUGCCAGAGACUUCACCGCUAGUGUUAAUGGUAGCACAACAUCCGUUGGCAAUUCAACAGGCUCUGGCAACAGCACAAGUACAGAGAGCAGACCCAUGCACUACGUCCACGGCAUCCAAGCUUAUGUUGAGAAGCUUUCGAUUCCUCAAGGAAACACCUUUAUGACCAUCUUGCUCUUCUUUGCUAUUGUCAUUGCUGCGAUCACCGUCGGAAUCUUGCUCACCAAGGUUAUCCUCGAAGCUCUGGCACUCAUGGGUAACCUUCCUAAGUCUAUGAACAGCUUCCGCAAGCGCUACUGGUGGCGUCUGGCGAAGACUAUAACCAACCUGGUUAUGCUUGCUUAUGGUGUUUGGACUCUGUACUGCGUGUACCAAUUUACCAAUGGUGACUCGUGGGCAGCCAAAGUGCUUGCUGGAGUCACGUGGGCCAUCUUUACAUGCAUUCUUGGAUUCUUCGCGUUCACAAUCUGGCACAAAGCCAACCAAUACAAGAAAAUGGACGGUGACGCAAGCAUGCUGUUUGAGCACAAGGAGACCUGGGUCAGAUACGCCUUCCUCUACGAGAACUUCAAGAAAGGAUACUGGUGGCUGUUCAUUCCUUCGAUUGUUUACGCCUUUGCCAAAAAUGCUCUGAUCGCUGGAGCCAACGGACAUGGAUUGGUCCAGACUAUCGGCCAAAUCGCCAUCGAGUGCGUUAUGCUCAUCCUGCUCGUCUGGUCAAGGCCCUAUUCACUGAAGAGCGGCAACGUCAUCAACAUCACCAUUCAGGUUGUCCGUGUUAUCUCGGUGAUCUGUGUGCUCGUCUUCGUUGAAGAGUUGGGCAUUAGUCAGACAACCAAGACCGUGACAGGCCUUAUUCUGAUUGUUGUGCAAUCCGUCCUGACCGAAAAACUCAAUCGUGAUCUUGACGACCUUACACCCCUGGACGCUCGCAACUCUCUGCUCAUGGACCCUACACAACUCACCGAGUACAAGGGUGCAGGCUCGCAAGUGUCCGAAUACAAAAAGGCACCCCUUGUGUCUCCUUCGCUCAACAGCACAUCAAAAAGCAAGAUCGCGUACGAUCCUAUGUCAAAGAAAUCGAACGGCUUGUAUGCAGGCAGACCAGAACUUUCGCGGGACGAGAGUCAACAAAAUCUUGUCUCUGGCGCAGCCAGUAUGGGUGGCAGAGACCGAAGCAAUAGCCCUGCAGGGCGAGAGCCACAAUUGCCUGACAUUGAGUUUGGGCAGUUUGACUUCCGCCAUCAGCAUUAA